AUGGCUAUCCUUGGACUUGACAUUACUCCGGGCAAGAAACUUCGGACACUUUGGGUCCGUAGGAUUCAAGUCGGGCAGACUAAGCUGAUUGAGCUGCAACCAGCUCGAAUUCGAUCCCACUCGGCGGUGAAAGAAUUGGAGAGCGUCUGUGGAAAAUGGUACAAAUACAUCGAGCAAUCACAUCCCAAAACCUCUCAUCCCAUCAUCACCAUCCAUCAUCACAGUACGAUUACCAAAACCAAAGUAGCAAACUCCAAAGAGCAGCCGGCCGUUCUGAACUUUCAAACCCCAAUACAUUUGACAAUCUCUUCCAUCAUGCAUCUCCGCAACAUCCUCGUGCUUUUGCCAGCUCUGGCGGCUGCGGCUCCAGUAUUUGAAGGCGUUGUAAACCCACACAUCUUACCAGCUAGAGACGUGGACCAGGACCUCGCAAAGUACGGCAAGCGUGCUCAAGAUCAGGACCUUGCAAAGUACGGACGUGCCGUCGAUGAGGAUCUUGCAAAGUAUGGCAAACGUGAUUACGGCAAGCGAGCUCAAGAUCAGGACCUUGCAAAGUACGGCCGUGCCGUCGAUGAGGAUCUUGCAAAGUAUGGCAAACGUGAUGUUGAUCAAGACCUCGCAAAGUAUGGCAAACGUGCUCAGGAUCAGGAUCUCGCCAAAUACGGUCGUGAUGUCGAUCAAGACCUGGCCAAGUACGGCAAACGAAACCUGGACCAAGACCUGGCCAAAUAUGGCAAGCGUGCUCAGGAUCAGGACCUUGCCAAAUACGGGCGUGCCGUCGAUGAAGAUCUUGCAAAGUAUGGCAAGCGUGAUGUGGAUCAGGAUCUCGCCAAGUACGGCCGUGCCGUGGAUGAGGAUUUGGCUAAGUAUGGAAAGCGUGAUGUGGACCAGGACCUUGCAAAAUACGGCCGCGCAGUCGACGAAGACUUGGCCAAGUAUGGCAAGUAA
Molecule: messenger RNA, 948 nt
Organism: Venustampulla echinocandica
Lineage: Eukaryota; Fungi; Ascomycota; Leotiomycetes; Helotiales; Pleuroascaceae
Exons: 3
Coding region: 1-948 (315 amino acids)
Source: RefSeq, a predicted model, not a curated record